GCUGAGAAGAGCAUCACUCUUGGUGGUUAGAAACAGCUGCAAUGCACCUCGGGAAUCAUACAAACUAAAAGCUAAAGUAGUCUGAAAGCGGAGUUUAAAAUGGAUGCUGUUUUUGGUGAAAGACCAAUUUCUUUGAGGGCCUUGGCCGAUUUUUCACAACUUGAUCAACAAACGCGUAGUCACUUGAAAAAUGUCUAUGCUGCCCUCACCUUGUCAACAUUUUUGGCAGCUGGUGGUGCUGGUGUCCACAUAUUUACUGAUGUCCUAAAAGGAGGGUUUUUGUCUGGCAUUGUUGGAAUUGGACUCAUGCUUGCAUUGGCUUUUACCUCAAAUGAGCCAAAGAAUCAAAUGAAGCGAAUGGGUUACCUUGGUGGAUUUGCAUUUUGCACAGGCCUUGGACUUGGACCACUUAUGGAUGCUGUUAUAGAAAUUGACAGAAGCAUCAUCCCAACAGCCUUCCUUGCAACUUGUCUCAUUUUUGCUUGUUUCUCGCUGAGUGCCUUGUGGGCAAAAGAAAGAAGCUAUCUUUACCUUGGCGGUACCCUGCUUUCCGCUCUGUCCGUGAUGCUGUUGCUGGGUAUUGCAAACAUCUUUCUGGGUUCUCAUCUUAUCUAUAAGAUCCAACUCUAUGGUGGCUUGAUCCUUUUCUGUGCCUUCAUCCUUUACGACACACAGCUGAUUAUCCAGAAGAGAAAGAAUGGGGACAAUGAUUUUAUUUGGCACUCCGUUGAUUUGUUCCUGGACUUCAUCAACAUAUUCCGUCGUCUCAUGGUUAUCUUGGCCGAUAACAAGGAAAGCAAGAAAAGAAAGAAUUAAGCACCCAUCAUUUGUCCCUGUACAAGCUGUUCCGGCAAUUAUGAAACAUUAUCACAAACAUUGCAAUGUUGUCGUUAUAAUAUUAAUGCUUAUUAAUAAUUAAAUAGAGAACAAGAAAGCUAAGCAUCUUUUAAUCGUUUUGUUUGCCUCUGUCAUAUAAGCUCACUUCAUUAUGGAUAUCCGAUUCUGGCGAAAUUUUCUUUCCAAUUCGGAUGUAUUUUUGUUCCAUUUGUCCUCACAAAAUUUUCUGUAGAAAACUUCUUUAUUCAAGUGUCCUAAACUACGCCUGCUUAAUUCAUCCCAGUUUUUAGAAUAAGACUUGUAGCUACGUGCUUUAUUUAGCAAUAAGUAAUUGUUGUGUUGAUAAAACAUCUAUCUGUCAAA
Messenger RNA from Rhopilema esculentum, 1200 nucleotides. RefSeq names its product bax inhibitor 1. Gene Ontology annotation, molecular function: enzyme binding. The record is from RefSeq and is a predicted model, not a curated record. Gene Ontology annotation, cellular component: mitochondrial membrane. Lineage: Eukaryota; Metazoa; Cnidaria; Scyphozoa; Rhizostomeae; Rhizostomatidae. Gene Ontology annotation, biological process: negative regulation of apoptotic signaling pathway; cellular response to unfolded protein; negative regulation of endoribonuclease activity.